CUCAGGAUGGCGAGUAGUACUGAAUACAUUGAUGGUGUCGAUCUUGACGCGAUUCUCUGUUUGUUAGAAGAAGAUGAACUUACUCAUGACUCAAAUUUUCAGUCUGAUGUCGAUUCUCUUCUUUCCGAGGUAGAAUUUUCAAAAGAAAAAUCAAACUUCAAAUGCAGUGUAUGCCAAAAAGUAUGCCAGUCAGAGAGAGGCUUAAAGCGCCAUGAAACAAUGAAACACAGCAAGAAAAAACCAACAGAUGAAGCUUCUUCCGACCCUGUUUCACUACAUCCGCUACGUCUAAAAACACUUAUUGAAAACUGUGCAAUCAAACUUUCAAAAGAUGAAUGUUAUCCAAUUUCAAUUCAAGAGGAAUUCAAUGGGUACAAAAUAACAGUAGCACAAGCAAUAUUGGUGCAUGGUAAGCUUGAAAACAUCAUCAGUGAUUAUAAUGGAGAUGCUGACAAGUUUUAUCCAAAGUUUUAUGCAGCAAUUUCUGAACAAGAGCCCUUUUUUGAUAGUCUUCCCACUGAAUCAUCCCUACUCUUAGGGAUGGAAUUAGCUAACAGCAUUCUGGCAUAUUUGACAAACUGCACUGUAAAGGAUGGAUUGCUGAAUACAACAUCUGACCAGUUUGUUCUUUCACAGAGAGAAGAAGAUGCCUUAGUGUACCUUAGUGGAUAUGUCUUUGGAACACUUUAUAGGCGCCUGCGUAACAGCCAGUCUUUGAAAAAAAGUGAUUUAAACCAGACAUAUAUGACUAUUCUUUUGUCUGCUAAAUGUGAAGAAAAAUUGGCAGAGAAUGCAAGGUACAAAUUUGUAUCUUUAAAAGAUCGUGGUGGGCUCUGGAAAGUGAACCGAGAUGUUGUUCAAAUGUUUCGAGUAACUGAAAUAUAUUUUCGUAAGCAAACAGCUGGUAUCAUCAAGAACAUGAACACAAAUGAAAUGAUCAGUUUCCUUAUAAAAAAUUGUACCAUCCAAAGUGUUUUCAAAACAUUGUACCAAAAUGGGGAUAUUACAGUGAAAAAGGAACUGGCGUUCAACCUGCUUGAAUACAUAUUGACAUUAUAUCUACGUGUUCGAAUGUUUUCUUAUGCCAAAGAUAUAAAAGAAAAGAGCUUGAAAUCUCUAAAGAAAACAAAAAAGAAGUCACUACGGAAGGAGCUAAAACAGUCCAGUCAAAGCACUGAUCCUCCAAGGUGA
This is a messenger RNA of Rhopilema esculentum, 1191 nucleotides long. The record is from RefSeq and is a predicted model, not a curated record. Lineage: Eukaryota; Metazoa; Cnidaria; Scyphozoa; Rhizostomeae; Rhizostomatidae.